This is a messenger RNA of Sporothrix brasiliensis 5110, 1515 nucleotides long. Its product is annotated as geranylgeranyl diphosphate synthase, type III. Gene Ontology annotation, biological process: isoprenoid biosynthetic process. The transcript has a single exon. NCBI's taxonomy places the organism in Eukaryota, Fungi, Ascomycota, Sordariomycetes, Ophiostomatales, Ophiostomataceae. Bases 1 to 1515 code for a protein of 504 amino acids. Gene Ontology annotation, molecular function: prenyltransferase activity. The record is from RefSeq and is a predicted model, not a curated record.
AUGCUGUCCGCACCAGUCGCUUCAUCUUCCUCCGGCUCGACAUCACCGGCCUUCCUCCAAUCUCCCAACGCCAUCCCACCACGACGCUCCUCCACCGGCCAGCAGCACCAGCAGCACCAGCACUCUGCGUCAUUGCCCCAACCUUCCUCUUCUGCGUCUGCAUCUACAUCUGCAUCUGCCUCUGCCUCUGCCUCGACCUCCCACCAGCGCCAUCACCAUUCUUCGUCCUCCUCAUCCACCGGCGCCGGCAAAUCAGCCUCUGUGCUGCGGUCUGUCCCCGAGGCCGACUGGCUACACAACCCCGGUACCCGGCGUCCCCGCAAACCUUCCAUCACAAUGGCCUCCCUAAAGGCAUCAGCUGCCGCCGCAGGCAACCCCAACCUGGCCGCCGGCAGCACUGGCAGCACCGACAAGCCGACCCCGUCUACCUCCUCCGCCUCCGUCCUCGAACCGACAAAACACCAGCCCCUUGUGCCACCAACAUCGAAGCCCUUCGCCGGCGCUGCUUCUGGCUCCUCCUCUUCCGUCGCCACCUCUGUGCUCACAGCCACGGCCCUGCAGCCAACACCCCCACCCGACCCGCGGCGGUACGCUUCCGAAGACUUCAAUUUUAGCGCGCGACGCACCUGGACGGACGAGAAGGAGCGCAUCGUGUGCGGGCCCUUUGACUACCUGAACAGCACGCGCGGCAAGGAGUUCCGCACGCAGCUCAUAAACGCCUUCAACGGCUGGCUCGAGGUCCCCGCCGACUCUCUCGAGAUUAUCACGCGGAUCGUCGGCAUGCUGCACACGGCGUCGCUGCUGGUCGACGACGUCGAGGACUCGAGCAGCUUGCGACGCGGGUUGCCGGUGGCCCACAACAUCUUUGGCGUGCCGCAGACAAUCAACAGCGCCAACUACAUCUACUUUUUGGCCCUCCAAGAGGUGCAAAAGCUGCGCAACCCCAAGGCGCUGGUCGUUUUCUCCGAGGAGCUGUGCAACCUGCACCGCGGGCAGGGCAUGGACCUCUUUUGGCGCGACACGCUGACGUGUCCGACCGAGGACGACUACCUCGAGAUGGUCGGCCACAAGACGGGCGGCCUGUUCCGGCUGGGCAUCAAGCUGAUGCAGGCCGAGUCGCGCUCGCUGGUGGACUGCGUGCCGCUCGUCAACCUGCUGGGCCUGCUGUUCCAGAUCCAGGACGACUACCGCAACCUGAUGGCGUCCGAGUACAGCCAGAACAAGGGAAUGUGCGAGGACUUGACGGAGGGCAAGUUCAGCUUCCCCGUGAUCCACAGCAUCCGGGCCAACCCCUCGAACUUGCAGCUGCUCAACAUUCUGAAGCAGAGGACGACCGACGAGGAGGUCAAGCGCUACGCCGUGGCGCACAUGGAGAGCACUGGCUCGUUUGAGUACACCAAGGAGGUGCUGCAGGUGCUCACGGAGCGCGCGCGGAACCUGGCCGACGAGCUUGACGAGGGCAAGGGCCGCAGCCAGGCGGUGCACGUCAUCCUCGACCACCUUGCCAUCAACUAG